CGGCACGUCUUCAUUCCGUUAUCACUCACCCCGCGAGUUACACCGACGGAGUUUGACAUUGCUGCGGGUGCCUCCGAGUGUUGAAACUUUAUAAUAUAACUCUGCGUGUGUGCUAGUGUCAGUGUCAGUGUUAGUGUGUGUGACGGGUGUUCAACGAUUAGUGUUCAACAUUAUUGACGUGUGCGAUAUAAGUAAACAUCAAAGGACUUUGGAAGUUUCUCACAAUUUAAAACUAGGUGAUCCGGUUGAUGCGCGAAGGAAGGGGACGACCAAUCGGAGCCGGCUAUGUCAUCUGAGGAGGACGGCGGCAACGGUGCUACGACGGCGGUGGCGGGGGGACCCGAGUGUUUCGUCGGUGGGGAUUUGGACGGUGCGGCCGACAAACUGUUGAAGAACAAGUCAAAACGCAGCAGACAGCGCGUGGAUGCCGGCGAGCCGCGUAACAGUUACUCGUCCAUACCGAAUUUCAGUUCGCGACCCAUCGUGUCUUCGGCGCCACUACUGAAUCAGGCCGCCAGCUUCUACGGCGCGUUCUUUGGCCAAGGCCAUCAACAGUAUUUCUUCAACCAGGGCUUCGGGCCCGGAAAAAUGCUAAACGAGUUCAUCGGCCGUCAAGUCAAAGAAGAUAUGAUGACCAUGGACUCCGCCGACUGUAUGGCCCAGCCGCUGCCGGGUCUGCCUAAUUCACCGGCGCCCAACAGCGAGCUGGCGCACCACAUGCUCCGGGACAUACUGCAGGGUCGGAAGAAGGAGCUGCUGGCGCUCGAACAGGAAUUCCGGCACUCGGACGACCCGUCGUCGCCCGACAACAGCAUCAUGAACAACAACAACAACAUCAACAACAACAAAAACGACGUCAAGGACGUGGCCAUGCAGCAACAGGACUGCAUCGUGCCGAUGGACAUGGACAAAUCCGCCGAGACCGAGGUAAGCUCCGUCAAUAACGUAAAUAACGACGCGGACGACUUGAACGACUGUAGCGAUUCCGAAAGGUCGCUGGGUUCCCCGGUGUCCGACACCAAAGAACAGGCCGAUGAACAGACCAAGGAUUCCGAGGGCCGAGUAGAACAGAUCGAAUUAAAAAAGGCUAGGGUCGAGAAUAUCGUGUCCACCAUGCGGUCCAGCCCGUCGUUGCCAGUCCAGGUGAACGGCUGCAAAAAACGCAAGCUGUACCACCCGCAACAGCACGACAACAGCGAGCGGUAUAAUAGCGCGCACGAAGCCGACGAGGACGACGACGAUGACGAUGAAAAGCUCAGCCCCAACGAGCUCAGACAAAAAAUGGUAGAAAAAGACGUUUUGAAAAAUCAACUGCGCACUAUGCAAGAGCAGUUGGCCGAGAUGCAACAGAAAUACGUGCAGUUGUGCACCAGAAUGGACCACGACGAAGAACCCGAAGACGUUAGCGACGGAGAACAGGAACCGGAAAUGGCCGACGAACCCGUGGCCCCCAAAUCCGUUACCCCGCCGCCACAGAUCAGCUCAAACUUUUCGAAAAUGGUAAAAUUCUUACCGCAAACCUCACACAUGCCUAUGCACCCGUCGUUCAACGGCGCCCUUUCGUUACUCCAGCACCAAGUGCUCCAGGAACAGCACAACAACCACAGCCAACAUCAUGCCAUCAACAACGCGGCCGCUAUGUACUUGGGGGUCAGCCACAAGUUGUUCAUGGAACAAGAGGCCAGACUGGCCAAAGAAGCUGCUAUGGUCGCUGAACAACAACAUCAACAGCAGCAACAACAACAACAACAACAACAACAACAACAGCAACAACAACAGCAACAACAACAACAGUUGCAACAGCAACAUCAACAACUCCAACAAACACAAAAUAAUAUUCAACAACAACACAUGAUCCAUCCACAAAAACCAAUAGAAUCGCUGGAGAAACCCAUUCAAAACAGACAGACACCGUUGGCCGCUCCGUUCCCCGACCUGGAACUGUUGGCAGACGCUUUGAAAUCCGAAAUCUCGACUACCCUUACCGGACUUAUCGACACUAUUAUGUCCAAAUUCGCUCAACAGAGGAAACAGUCGAAACAAACGGACGCGGACAAGGACAUGGACAGAAAAUCGCCCAGAACCAAAGUGAUUGAUCGCGGUAGCCACAACGACCGGAAUUCCGGUUUGGUCAACGGCAUGCCGCCAAAGAUGACCGGUGGUUACCCGGGCGGUAACGGGCUGUCCAACGGUCCAGAAAUGCGAAACGGGUUGGUGAACGCGACUUGUUACAACGGUACCGGUUCGGAGAACAGCAUGGGCCACAUCAGGGCGCCACCACAGAUGUUCCCGCCUAAAAUGCACGGUUCCGCAGGCCUGAGCAACGCGGCCGCCGCCGCUGCUCUGUACUCGUCAAUGAGCGGGUUGCCGUCGCACCUGAACCCGUUUUGCGUUAAACCCGAACCGGCGCCGGAACAGAAUGAGGCGCUCAGCUUGGUGGUUAUGCCCAAGAAGAAACGCCAUAAGGUCACCGACACCAGAAUCACACCGCGUACAGUCAGCCGGAUAUUGGCACAAGACUCCAUGAGCUCGAUGGACUCCAGGGUGCCGUCCAACGGCGCGUCCAUGCCCACGUCCGACUCGCCGCCGCCGACGCAGCGUUCUUUCAUCCAAACCCAGCAACAGCAGCAGCAACAACAACAGUCGCAGGCGCUGCCGCCACCGCCGCCGCCCAUGAUGUUGCCUGUGUCACUGCCCACGUCCGUGGCCAUCCCUAAUCCCAGCCUGCACGAGUCCCAAGUGUUCAGCCCGUACAGCCCGUUCUACACCAGCCAGCAUCAAGGACCGCACCACAUACCGUCGUCAAGCCCACCGGGCAUGUCCGACUCGCCGCCGCCCCAACACCACCACAGCUCGCUACUGCAUCCGGCCCUGUUGGCCGCCGCCCAACACCACAACUCGACGCCCGACAUGAUGAACAUGAAAGCCCGUAUGGACAUGUCCAUGAGCAACGGCGGCAACGACAGCGUCGAUCGGAUUUCCGAAUGCAAUUCCGGUGAUGGACCCUACGACGGCAUGUCGCCUAUAUCGUCUACUCUGACACCAAUGCACCUGCGAAAAGCCAAGCUCAUGUUCUUCUGGGUGCGGUACCCGAGCUCGGCCAUCCUCAAGAUGUACUUCCCUGACAUCAAGUUCAACAAGAACAACACCGCACAACUAGUCAAGUGGUUCUCCAACUUCAGGGAAUUCUAUUACAUCCAAAUGGAAAAGUACGCUCGACAAGCCGUCAGCGAGGGCUUGCAGAGGUCCGAAGACAUACACGUCAGCAAGGACAGCGAAAUCUACAGGGUUCUCAAUCUGCACUACAACCGUAACAAUCACAUCGAGGCUCCUGGCAAUUUCGAGUAUGUGGUCCAACAGACGUUACGCGAGUUCUUCGUGGCCAUCCAAAACGGCAAAGACACGGAACAGUCGUGGAAAAAAUGCAUCUACAAAGUAAUUUCUCGUAUGGACGACACCGUACCGGAAUACUUUAGGUCUCCUAACUUCCUGGAACAGCUCGAGUAAACUUACAAAUAAAUAAAUUAUCAAUAUUAUUAUAAUUAUUUAUAAUAAUGUCGCGUCUGUAAACUGUAAACGUUUUAUUUAUCUAUUUAUUUAUUUAUCUACAUUAUAUAUUGUUUUUUUUUAUUUGAAAAAAAAAAUAGUCGCCAGAGGCUUGUUUUUUUUUUUGUAUCGGGUUAUUAUUAAAUUUUACGCGUUGUUGUGUACAGUAAUUUUCAAAGACAAAUUUUAUAACAUUCGUGUUUUUUAGUUCGGUUUAUAUCGAAUAAUUUUAUAAACUGGAGUGGUCUCUUUUGUACAAAGGAAAAAAAACAAUACCUAUUGUA
Molecule: messenger RNA, 3830 nt
Organism: Adelges cooleyi (spruce gall adelgid)
Lineage: Eukaryota; Metazoa; Arthropoda; Insecta; Hemiptera; Adelgidae
Product: homeobox protein prospero-like
Exons: 5
Coding region: 286-3507 (1073 amino acids)
Biological process (GO): regulation of transcription by RNA polymerase II
Cellular component (GO): nucleus
Molecular function (GO): DNA-binding transcription factor activity, RNA polymerase II-specific; RNA polymerase II cis-regulatory region sequence-specific DNA binding
Source: RefSeq, a predicted model, not a curated record